Molecule: messenger RNA, 9127 nt
Organism: Porites lobata
Lineage: Eukaryota; Metazoa; Cnidaria; Anthozoa; Scleractinia; Poritidae
Source: the annotation of a GenBank genome assembly
AUGGCAUUUACAACCAUCCGUCCAAGAAAACGAAGACACAUCUUAAACGACACUUCAGUUAGCAUCACAAUACAGGACGUGAGAAAAGAAAUCACAAAGCAGUUUGAACAACUUAUGCCACUCAAGUACUGUAAGUCAAGUGAAAAGGUCUGUCCUGCAGGACCCCCCGGACUCCCUGGUACCACUGGGUCGAAGGGAUCACGUGGCAGGAGGGGACUGAAAGGAAAGAAGGGCUCUCAAGGUCCCAUGGGACCACCUGGAAAAUCCGGAAAAACAGGAAUGACGGGUCCUGCCGGACCGAGAGGAGAAAAGGGAGACAAGGGAGAACCUGGGCCAAAAGGCAUGCCGGGACCACCUGGAAGGCCUGGAAAAUCGAUAUCUGCACCACAAGUAAUGUUGUCACCAGCAGAACAGACAAGGGAUGAAGGAGGAGAUACAACUUUUUAUUGCACAGUUGGAGGAAAUCCUUCCCCGGUGGUGGAAUGGCGAUUCAUGGGAAGAAAGCUUGUGUCAGGUGCAAAGUAUUUUAUUAAACUGGGAGAGUUAGUCGUUAGAAAUCUGAGCUACAGCGAUGCUGGGCAGUACACGUGUCAUGCCAGGAACAUUCUUGGAUCAUCUGAGGCCACUGGUAACUUGUCUGUUCGAGGUAAGAGGUGCAUAAAACAUGUGAAGUUUGUUGUAAUAUCACGCUACUUGAUUGUCUAAUUUAUACUGUAUGCUCCAUAAUGUGCUUCAAAGGCGUGGAUUAAGAAGUACCAUUGUUUAACCUUGCAAUUUAUUCAUUACCUUCUCUUUAAUUUCAUUCAUGUAUAAAAUUUCCUUAUUAUUUCCUUGUUCAUCGCCCAGAAUUAGGCGACAUGCACCCGAGACUUUUUCUUGCUUGUUUGCGCGAAUAAUAAGACCAACGCUUGAAGGGUAAGACUUACGAGAUAGUGAUGGUGAUGAUGAUGAUGAUGAUGAUGAUGAUGAUGAUGAUGAUGAUGAUGAUGAGUACUUACGUGGUUUUGUGUCUGGAAACCCCAGGCAAAAUAACUAUACACACCAAGUGUUCGAAUCCCAUAUGUUGACUAAAGCAUACUUAGGUUUUACUUUAAACCAUCAGCAGACGACUAGCUUCGAUUUCAGAACUAGAUUGAAGAGACCACCUAACGUGAAGAAGUCUGUAAUAGCUCAGGACUCAAAGCUAACCGUGGACAUUUCUUAUUCAAAUGAGAAGCCUCUUUACCUGAGAAUCCGCGCGCGUUCCUUCUGUUGUUAUAUGUCGGUUCAAGGUUUCAAGGUUUGUUUAUAGUGGAAAGUACAUUUCGCUUAUCCAGCUACUUUAAAGGCACAGCGUUCAAUAAAUAAUUAGAAACAACUAAUCAAAUAAUUGUAUAUCAGUAACAGGAUUAAAAAACUCAGCUAGCGCCGGUGGAAGGCAACCUACAGGAUUUGCCAUUUACAAGCGUCCCGGGGGAUUUGAACUUGGGACGCGACCCGAGAACAAAUCCUGCAAGGUUACAAACGGCAUUCGAACCCGGCGCCGCCCGAUUGCGAGUCCCUGACGCGGUGAUCACUCGACUACGCAUACGCUGCCAAUUAUUAUUCGUAUGAUGUAUUACCCCAGAUUCUGAGCGGGUAAUAAUAGUUUUUCCUUAGUAAUCUAACAGUGUUAGGAAGGAUCCCUCGAGCAUCUGUUUUCUUACUGAACAUUUUCUCAAAACGUUCAGCUUUAAGUAACAGAAUGGCUCAAAGGCUUCUCCUUAAAUAUCCAUUAAUUAAUAUUCCUUUCAUAUUUGUGUUUUUUUAGGAAAGAUUAAAAAUUGGUUUAAUAUCCGAAGUCUUAAUAUAAAGCCUUCCUUGCUGUUGCUUAAAACAAAAUUAAAUAUAGCACGUAUUAGUUACAACUAUUUAUAAUCAAAAAUUAAAAUCAAUGAAUACAAGUGGAAAUCCAUGCUGUCUCCUUUUUUUUUAACCAAUUUAAUUUUUUUAAGUUGCAAAAAGGUAUUAUAAUACACAUACAGUGAGUACUGUAUAAAGUGUAUUCUCCGCCUCCCUUCCAUUUGUUUUUUGUUUGUUUGUUCGUUUGUUUAUUUGUGUUUUACUUAAGUAUUGAAGCAGUACUGUGUAACGCAUGUAAGUGGUAUUCCGUUUCUUUUGUAAUAAAGUUUGUUAGAAUUUUGUUUUUAAACAGUGUUUUCACAUGACGUCACGGCGGCCAUAUUGGUGUCCCAAACCAGUCCUGUGAGAGUUGAACUCUUUUCUUAUGCACACGGUUUCUUUUGUUCCAAUAAAUUUGCAUAGAUGCUGGCCACGUGAGUGAAAACACUCUAAAAAAGCGUUUUAAUUUUUUUAAGGUCAUUAGUUCUGGGUGUGGAGAUAGGGAAAGUGAUGAGUGACAAGAUUCUAAGGAAAGAAAAAUAAUUGCUUGCUAUGUUUUUUUUCUUUCAAUCACAAUUUCCAUUUUAGGUCUUCCAAUCUUCACAACAGUUCCACCUUCACUGGCUUCACCGGCACAAGGUACUACAUUUCAAGCAAAAUGUCAAGCUGAAGGAUAUCCUCGUCCCGUAAUAACCUGGAGUCGAUCGGUGUUGCCUUUACCUGCUGAAAGAACUGAGGUUAAUCCAGGUAUGCUCACCAUUAAGAACUUAAGCCUCGCUGACAGUGGUUUGUACGAGUGCGUAGCAACAAACAUUAUGGGAACAAAGAAGACAAGGAUCAACGUGGUGGUGCAAAGUCGUUUACGUUCAGGUUUGCAUUAAAGGGGUUUAGAGUUGAUUCUCGGUGAUGAGGCAGAACUAAUUAAUCAUUAAACAUGUAUUAAACAAGUCCAACUUAUUACGAUUUUUGAACUCACGAAAUGCCACCAGAGACCUUCGAAAGGCUGGCUAUCCUUAGUUAAGAUCUUGCAAACCGAGCUUUACGUUGUACCUUUAUACUGGCUUGUUUUCUAUGUUUGCAGGUAUAGCGAUUUUCUUUUUAUUGACUUGAAGGGCACGUAUAUUUAACUUGAAUUUUGUUUAUGAGUUUUUUUUACUUUUUCUUCAACCAACUGCUCAUGCUGUUAAUAUGUUUUAUGUUUUAGUAGGGCAAAUGCUAUAUUGAAAGAUAUAAGUUCGGAAGUUCAGAUUUGAUUCUGAUCCUACUUGCUACAUUGCCUCCCACCUUCUUGUAUACUUGACCUUUUCCAAUUUGUAUUCCUAGUUAUUUAUGGAGAAUUGAUACCAUCAUUUUUUUCUAAUUUAAAUAAGCCCCCCUCCCCCCCUCAAAUGCACUUGAAAUAAAUAAGCCCCCUGGGGGCUUACUUGAGGACGUACGGUAUUUUUCUUUUUAUGACACUUUGAGUUCACAAAUCCUCUAGCAGGCUGCAGUAUACAUAAAAUCGUGUGUUUACAAUACUAUAGUUACAUGUUGUUCGUGCAAAGCUGUUUUAUUUAUUUAUUUUUUUCGCUAAUUAAAUUAUUUAAUUUGUUUCUGUUUAUAUGUAAACUAGAAAUACGUGAAUCGCAGAACCUCGCGAAGCAGAGGUUAAGAAAAAGGAAAAGAAGGUGAUAGGGAAAAGAAAACAUAUAUAUUAAAACAAGCAAACAAACAAAAAAGGAAACAAAACAAAACAACAACAACAACAAAGAAAGGAAAGAAGAAAGAAGUGGUGCUAAGAAGGAUUCCAAACCCGCACCUUCGGCUCGACGCAACUUCACCUUAGCACUACACUACUAAGGAUGAUUACGAAAUCUUUGGGAAAGUCUUUAUUUAGCGCCUUUUCUAUGGAAACUCCGCUGGCAAACGCAGUUUAAAGCUGAUUGAGCCGUAUUUAACUACAAUUCAAAGGUGUAUUUCAGGAAAAUAACCGGGCUAUUUACAGUUAAAAACCAAUGUAAGGCAAUGAAAGAACAGCCUAACAAAACCAAUACAACUCGUCUGCGAAGUAGAACGCAAAACACAGGGGCACCCAACGAGGAUAUAGUUGAAAACCACUUAACAUAGCAUUGGUGAACGUAUUUUAGUAUUCAAACGGUAGAUAUAGGCAUAUUUUUAUCCCCUAAAAACUUUUCAUCUGUUCGGAUUUCCUAGCUGAAAGUCUAGUGAUCCGAAAAUUAUAGGGAUAAAAACUUACCUUCUCGAAAAUUUCAGCCAGGAAAAGGCUCCCGAAAAUUCUAGGAAACGUUUUUUAGGGUCAAAAUCCGUUAAAAAUGGGUAAUUAUACCAUUUUGUAGAUGUUCGAAAAUCCUAGAAGAUGCAGGCAAGCAAGAAAUUUUACAACAAAUGCUCCGAAAAUUCUAGAUCUCAAAUCGUCUUCCGAACAGAUAUUUUCCCGAAAAUUGCCGUUGGGUGCCCCUGAAAACAUAUGUUUUCUUACCUCGAUUUCUGCUGUUGCUUUGAAGCUAAUGGUCCAAAUCACAUCCAUUUUCUGUAAAAGGUACUUCUACGUAGGGAAAUGUAUUGCUCAAAGACUUUCGUGACCUCUUAAACGGCCGCUAAAGCAAUCGGGCCAGGUUUAUGGCGCUUUUGUUUACACGUUGUCUUGUUGUUUGCUUCGUUCGCCCAAAUCGAUAGAGAGAUUUAUGACCACAGCAAGAUCACGCCUCGCUUAACGAUUGUCGUGCGCCUUGCUUCGCGAGAAUUAACGAGAGCUUUGCUUAUAUCCCUUAUUUUGAUGACCCCAGGGUUACAUACUAAACAUCUAGUUCAGCUAUGCCCUCCCUGAGAUUGUAUGCAGAUCAUCUUAUCCAGAUCUACCUUAUAUUUAAACCUUUACGAGUUAGGACAAAGUACGAGCCAUACGAAAAAACAAAAAACAACAACAACAAAAAAAAACAAUAUAUAUAUAUCUACCUGGAGCUAUGAAAACCGGGUUAGCAAACAUGUUGUAAUUUUUCUCAACUUUCCCUGUCUAAUAGCUUGUUUACUGUGUUGUUUGCUUAUGUCUUUGUUUUUUGUUUUUUUGUUUUUUUGCUUGUUUUUUGGUUAGGGAUUUGUGUAGAAGUGGAAUUAGACAAAGUUACUAUCUUAUCCCCCCCCCCCGCCCCCGCCUCCGUAUUUUUUUCCCUACCCAUAAUUCUUUCUUUUAACACAAGUGACAGUUAUUUGAAAUCAGCGCGCGCCUAGAGCUGGUUUCGGUGCCGUUUAGCAGUUUAGUUUUACAUAUUGGUUUCCUUGAGAAAAGUUUCUCGGAGAGCAUCAUGUAAAGCUCUGAGAUGGGACAAAGUUAUUACGAUUCGCAGAGUCUGCAUCGUCCAAUAUCGUAUUGUAUUCUCGUUUCAUUUGGCUAAACGUAUCAGUCACCCUGAUCCGGGCUGAGGCGGAAAGGUACGAUAUUGUUCGCUUUUCUAAGAUGACCACUAAGCCGGCGGAUCUUGUUUACUGUGGGUAAUGUCGACUGAGAUAUCGGUCGACAUAGCGGUCGAUAUAGCGGUCGACAGUCGGUCGAUAUAGCGGUCAACAGUCGGUCGAUAGUCGGUCGAUAGUCGGUUGACAGUCGGUCGAUAGUCGGUCGAUAGUCGGUCGAUAGUCGGUCGAUGGUCAGUCGAUAGUCGGUCGAUAGUCGGUCGAUAGUCGGUCGAUAGUGAGAUAGACUAUCGGCCGAGUAUCGGUCGAUAUUUCGUCGACGCACCUCGACUUACUAUCGGUCAUAUGUCGGUGAUAUAUCGGUCAACUGUCGGUGAUAUAUCGGUCAACUGUCGGUGGUAUAUCAGUCAACUGUCGGUGGUAUAUCGGUGAACUGUCGGUGGUAUAUCGAUCAACUGUCGGUGGUAUAUCGGUCAACUGUCGUUCGAAUAUUAGUCGAGUGUUAAUUUAUCAGGUGAGUCCUAUGGCUUUUUUUUUAAGCAAAGACGUCAUUAAUUACUGUUAUCAUGUGAUGGGGAACAUGUGCCAGUGCAAGGCGCGAUUACGCUAUGAAGAGAACCGAAGAGCACUGGGAACUAAGGACAUGAUAACCUUUUUUUUUUCCAGUUUGUAUCAUCACCGAUCGUCUGAGUUUUAGCUGUUAAACAGAACCUGUCUCAGCCUAAGUUGAAUCUGCUGCUCCUGUGGUCCCGCAAAAAUGUAGGAAAAUGUAGGAAAUGCUAAGUGUCGACCGACCAUCGACCGAGUGUCGACCAAUUACUGACCGACACAUCGGUCAAGUAUCGACCAACUAUCGACCAAGUAUCGGCGAAGUGUCGGCGAAAUGUCGGCGAAAUGUCGGCGAAAAGUCGGCGAAGUGUCGGUGAACGAAAAGCUAUAUCGGCCGAGACACAUCUGGAACGACUAUCGGCCGUGUCUCGACCGAGUGUCGACCCACUAUCGACCGACUAUCGACCGACUAUCGACCGCUAUAUCGACCGACUGUCGACCGAGUGUCGACCGACUAUCGACCGAGUGUCGACCGAGUAUCGACCGACUGUCGAUCGAGUGUCGACCGACUAUCGACCGAGUGUCGACCGCUAUAUCGACCGCUAUAUCGACCGAUAUCUCGGUCGACAUUACCCACAGUAAACAAGAUCCCCGGCGGCCUCGGGAAUAGGCUCUUAGGAGUCAAAUGAAUUAGGCGAGAGCAAAAUUGCAGGUGAACUUUGAUCCGGGCCAAGACGUCGUUUUUUUUCUGGUGUGAAAACAAGGCCAAGAUGAUCCGCCGACCGUGUGACUCUACAUCCGGGUACUUGAAUAAGACGAGUGUAAGAGAAAAGUCCAGAGGUGUUUAUCUGGCAAUAGGCUGAGUUUUUCCGAGUUAUUCGAUGAUAUUUCGCUUAUGUUACAGUGAAACCGGUUGUGCGUUUGCGCGCCACUUUGCAAUAUUGUCACGCAAUGUUGGUAUUUUGAUUGGCAGUUUGCUCCGAGCAAGUUGCCAUUCAAAUUUCAAUUUGCUGCCUGAGCAAACGGUUUUUCAUAUUGGAAUAUUGUGAGUUGACUACGAUGGCAAGCAACAUUACCUCUGUUUCAAAGAGGGUAAAAGUAAUUUCCCUCUGGUCGUCGGGCUAUCGAAAUAAAGAAAUAUGUUCAAGGCUUCAUCUUUCACAUCAAACCGUCUCCAAUAUCCUUUCAAAGUUCCUGCAAAAUGGGACGGCGGCUCCGGGAAAACCAGGAAUCACAUGGUCGGCGGAUCACCUUAGCCUUGUUUUCACACCAGAAAAAAACGACGUCUUGGCCCGGGUCAAAGUUCACCUGCAAUUUUGCUCUCACCUAAUUCAUUUGACUCCUAAGAGCCUGUUCCCGAGGCCAAAGACUAAGUGGUCACCUUAGAAAAGCGAACAAUAUCGUACCUUUCUGUUUCAGCCCGGAUCAGGAUCAGAAUAUAAUACGAUAUUGGACGAUGCAGACUCUGUGAAUCGUAAUAACUUUGUCCCAUCUCAGAGCUUUACAUGAUGCUCUCCGGGAAACUUUUCUCAAGGUGAUCAAUAUAUGAAUCAAUCAAUCAAUCAAUCAAUCAAUCACUGAACGAAAUGGAUGAAAAACUUUAUUCAUGUGUCAAACGAUCUAGCGUAAGGAAAUCCAUACAAUAAUUGGGGACACCUAGUUAUCUCUACCACAUAAACUUGUCUAUAGCUGUUAGUAUAACCUGCUUGAUCUUGUUUGGCUUAACUGGUUCUUGUAUUUUUGGCUACUAAAGUGGCAAAUGUUUGCCAGGGGCUUCUUGAUUAACAGGUUCUUAUACGCAGGUGUUUACUGUAUUAGAAAUGUAUGGAACAUGGGCCUGCCUGUCAUAUCUCUGGGUGUAAUAAGGCCCAAAUUUUACUACCUCAGUCUCUUUUUUUAUAUAUAUACCGUUGGAAAGUCAACAUAAUUGAUAUUGACGUCUGAGCAAUCAGUUGUAAUCACUCCAAUUUUAAUUCUUGUCGAUAUUUGUUCAGAUUUAGAAGACUCCGUUAUUGUGGGAAACAGCAUAAAUUACUUGAGGAUUUUAAGAAGCUGGCUGUCGCCUGUGGCACGAAGCGUGAAGUCUGCCUGGAAGCGCUGUUGGCAUGCAUCUGUGGACGGUUGGGCUGCAAGAACAUUUCACUCACGAUGUGAUGGCAAGGGACCGACUGUAACAAUAAUAAGGGUUGGGAAAUAUAUUUUCGGAGGAUACACCAGUGUAUCAUGGGGUAAGUUGACAUUGCAAAACGAAUACACAAUUUUAAUACGAACGGCUACUAGCUUUGUUUUAAAAAACAAAGCUAGUAGCCGUUCGUAAAUUUAAAGUCUUAAAAGACUUUAAAUUUGAUCCAGAUCGUUACGAUUAUUUACUUCCGUUAAGAUUACUUAUCCUGACAUAACAUAUGUAAUGGUCUGUUCGGGAUUGAAAUUACAGGCUCUAAACAACAAUUGUACCUGAGCAGGGGAAGGAAGCCUUUCGAUAAAACGUCUGUAUAUGAAAAUACUGCAAAAUUGUUAAAUUUUGGUUUUGAAAUGUUUGUACUUGUCCUACAACUACAAAGUAACAUAAACAAAACGUAUCAGACUCAAAUUCGUUUCAAAGAAGAAAACUUGUUUCCAGGUUUGUCUCUGGUGCCAAUGCACUUGACGAGUGGUUUAAUUUCCAAAGUAAGUAUCAGAACAAACGGCGCUAAUUACACUUGGUUCCAUCUUUAAUUUCUCUCUGAUAGAUUCCACCAGUGGGUUUAAGUACGACUCCAAAGCAUUUUUGUUUUCACUGGUGAACAAACCAGGAUGGGCACCUGUUAAACUGCCUCAGACAGGGAAAUAUAGUUCAUACAGAUAUUCAAUAUUCUCUAGCUCAUCGUAUGGGCCUACAUUCACCGGAGGAGGAGGUGACAUUUACAUUUCCAAUUACGCGUCAUCCAAUAGCAAUUCUCUCAGCAACCUUGGCUAUACUUACAGCCCACCGAGCGGGUACAGCCAAGGCAGCACCUUCGCCCAAACAUUCCUGGCAGGAACUUACAAGUUCACACCAGACGAAGUAGAAACUUUUUACGAAACAAAUUGAAAAAUAACAAUGCACUUUUUGAUAUCGAUUCCGUUAGUUGUCAAUUUACUAGUCGUUUUUACAAAACCAGAAAAAGAGAUGUAACACUCGAAAAUAUUCACCGGUAAAAAGUUGGUUAUCAUUAUUGAGGCCCCAUUAUAACUUAAAUACCAAAUACAUAUCAAGUGAUAUAAUGACGCGUCUAACUAACAUUUCUUAUGCUUUAAGAGUAUUUACUUAAAAUAGCACCAUCCUCAAAUA